This is a messenger RNA of Stegastes partitus (bicolor damselfish), 2219 nucleotides long. Its product is annotated as leucine-rich repeat protein SHOC-2. Lineage: Eukaryota; Metazoa; Chordata; Actinopteri; Pomacentridae. The coding region runs from base 55 to 2154 and encodes 699 amino acids. Gene Ontology annotation, molecular function: protein binding. The transcript has 4 exons. The record is from RefSeq and is a predicted model, not a curated record.
UUCACCACCGCUGUUCUUCUCUAUAUAUGAGGCUGGAUUGCUGAACUGGCUGUGAUGAAGUCCUGGUGUGUUCUUGUUGUUCUCUGCUUGACGUGUUUCUGUCAUGGCGCCUAUUCCUGCCCAGCGACUUGUAAAUGCUACACCAGGAGAGCUGAGGUGGUCUGCAACGAGGUUUCCCUGACGGAGUACCCCACUGAAGGUCUCCUGAAGAACACCACCCUGCUGACGAUCCAGUUCACCAACAUCACGUCCAUCUCAGAGCAGCAGCUGAGCGCCACGCCGCUGCUGCAAGGCCUCCACCUGUACAGCAACCACCUGACGAACCUUUCCUCUCACCUGCUCAGGGGCGUCCCUCACCUCCAAACCAUGGACCUCACCGGAAACCAGCUGAGCGACCUGCCAGCAGACGUCUUCAGCCACGCCCCGCUCCACAGUCUGGUGCUGAAGAACAACCUGAUCAAAAAGGCCGAUGCAGAGUGGCUCCAUGAGAACAGCAACCUCACCUGGUUGGACUUAUCUGGAAACCAGUUGAUGAAGAUCCCGACUGCUCUGCUUCAGAAGCUGCCAAACCUGGACAAUCUCGACUUGGCCAACAACCAGCUGGAGAAGAUACCAGCGAACUCUCUGGACUCGCUGAGCAAACUGGAGAGACUGAACAUGCAGAACAACAAGCUGAACACUCUGGAUGCAUCCGUGUUUCAGACCACAAGAAACCUCACCUCUUUGUUCCUCACUCGGAACAAGCUCAGCAAGCUCCCCCAGAACCUCUUCCAGGAGCUGACUCAGCUCAGACACCUGAGUCUGGAUGACAACCAGCUGAGUCACAUCCCUGCAGGUUUGCUGGACCCACUGACCUCGCUGGAUGAAGAGGGGCUGGACCUGACAGGCAACCCCUUCCUGUGUGAUGGGAAGGUGGAGUACCUCUGGAGGUGGCUUCAGAAGAACAAGACGAAGGCUUUCUUGCCAGAGACCAUCACGUGUGGUGGACCUGAGUCUCUAGUGGGGCGCCCAGUCAUGUCGCUGACAGCAAGUGAACUAAAAAUCCAGUCUUAUCAGCAUUCUGCAAAACUCCGUCCAAAUUCAGAAACAGAAGGAAUCCUGCUUUUGCCUUUCAGUGUUUUAAAGAUGAUCUGGUGGCUGCUCCUGGCUGCCACUGCUCUGGCUGAGUCCAACUUCCAAGCACGAUUCUCCCACUCAUGUCCAGAUCAGUGCUCCUGCUUGUCAACAGCUCCAGGUGCUAAAGUGCUGUGUAGCCGACGCUCCCUCGCGUACUUCCCUGAACUCGGCUUACCUCCCGACACCACACAUUUGUCCUUUCACAACACCCAACUGCGCGACAUCACAGCCGGCCAUUUGAGCGCCGUGCCCCUCCUAACCUUCCUCCAGCUGUAUUACAACAACCUGACAACACUUCCUGCGGAGCUACCGGCGGUCGUCCCUCGACUGAACGAGUUGGAUCUCACAGGUAAUCAGCUGGUUCACCUGCCGCCGCGUGUCUUCAGCUUCGCCUCGCUCCGUCGGCUGAUGCUGAGGAACAACCUGUUAGAAGAAGCACAUGCGGACUGGUUUCCUGACAACAGCAGCCUCACCUGGCUGGACCUGUCCUGCAACCGGUUAACCAGCAUCCCAGCUGCUCUGCUUCACAAGCUGCCCCAUCUGGAGACCCUAGACCUGAACGAUAACAACCUGCAACAGCUACAGGAAGACGCGCUGAAGAACCUGCACCACCUGGAGUCCCUGAACCUCGGCGGGAACAAAUUAAUCACCCUGGAACCAGCAACCUUUGCUCACAACCUUAAACUGUCCCAACUGUCUCUGCAUGAGAAUCAGCUCCGAGAGCUUCCAGCGAACCUCCUGAAGGGCCUCCAACACCUUCAGCUCCUGCUGCUCUUCAAGAAUCAGCUGCAGUAUCUUCCUUCAGGUCUGCUGAACGAGACAAGACCCUCUUUCAGGAUGGUGGUAUCGGGGAACCCCUGGGAGUGUGAUGGGAGAAUAGAGUAUCUGUGGAGGUGGCUCGGUGACCAUCUUUCGAAUGUCUUCUUUCUGAAUGAAGUGACUUGUAACGGACCUGAAGCUCUCAAAAAUGAGCAAAUAGUGUCUCUAACUGAAAGCCAGCUUGUUCUCAAGAAAACACAAUCAAACAGUCAAAUCUAGGGAUGAAGACUUGGUGAAAGAAAAGUGGAUAUUUUACUUUUGCUGUCUACAUUCUUGUGUCGAAU